AUGAAUUUUUUAAACAUUUUUCUAAUUUUCCCCUCCCUUUUGCUUCUUUUAAAAUUAAUUUUGGGUGCUGAUAAGGAUGUAGAAUGGGGAUAUGAAGAGCACAAUGGACCUGAUAAAUGGAUACAAAAAUGUAAGGAAGGCAAGAAUCAGUCACCUAUUAAUAUUCAAACAAAAAGUCUCAAAAUAAAUUGUUUGGAUAAACUUGAACUUGUAAAUUACAAUAAUUCUGGGGCUGUUGAAGUAAAUAAUAAUGGGCAUGGAGGUAAAAAAAGAUUUUUUUAG
This is a messenger RNA of Meloidogyne enterolobii, 282 nucleotides long. The record is from the annotation of a GenBank genome assembly. NCBI's taxonomy places the organism in Eukaryota, Metazoa, Nematoda, Chromadorea, Rhabditida, Meloidogynidae.